Manduca sexta (tobacco hornworm) is the source of this 1422-nucleotide messenger RNA. RefSeq lists its product as uncharacterized. Lineage: Eukaryota; Metazoa; Arthropoda; Insecta; Lepidoptera; Sphingidae. Bases 248 to 667 code for a protein of 139 amino acids. The record is from RefSeq and is a predicted model, not a curated record. The transcript is spliced from 3 exons.
ACUGUCAGCAUGUCAAUUGUCAGCAACACGGAUGUAAACAUAAAAAAAUCUUUGUUACCUACGAUUGGUUUAUUGUAUAUUGUACUUAUUGUAAAUACCAAAUUCUCUUACAUUUACCGUUUUAUCAUCGGAUACAACUUUGUUUAUCAUGUGAACUAAAAAAAUAAAAGUAAGUGAAAAACCGAACACUAAUAUUAAAAAAAAACAUUAAGGUUGUCUCCUACAUAUUAAUUCAACAAAAAACGAAAUGUUUAUAAGUUUAAUCUCAUAUUGGGCUAGAAAGAAAACAUACGCAAUAUGCUUAUUAGUAGUAGUGGGGUUAAUUAUUAUAAGUUUAUACCUUAAUAACCUGCAGCAACAAUAUGACAAGACUCUGACAUCCGAGCGGUGCAUAUCGGAGCUGAAGUCGGUGAAAUAUCAACUAAAUGUUGUAACGGAGUAUAAGAAUCGCAUUGACAAACUGCUGACAGACACACAGAAGUACCAGGAGGCCGACAAGGAGAGGUUCAAGGAUGUAAUGGAGAGCUGCUUUGCUAUGAGGCAGCAGAGCGUUCUAUGCCAGAAUCAAUUUGAAGAUUUGCAAGCAGAAAGCAAGAAACUUAGAGCAGAUUAUGAGAGAGUUUCUAAAGAGCUUGAAUUACUUAAGAGUCAAUCAAAUCCAAGGUAAACUGAACCAUUGCUUGUAACUUGUAAUGAAACCCAAAGAAUUUGAAUAUAUAUUAAUCAUAAUCUAGACUCAAAUACAUAUAUAUAUAUAUAUAAAAUAUAAUUCUGUAUGUAAUUUCUAAGCAAUAUGAUAUAGGUGUUAGAAAAUAGGAAGUUCUCUGCUGAACCUUGCCCUUCCUUAAAGAUUUCCACAACAACCUAUUCAGCAGUGGACAAAUGUGGAAAUAUUGUUUUAAUUUUUAUGUAUCCAUACUUAAUAAUUAUAAAUAAAUCAAUUAAUUCCUUCAAUUUUUUAAAAAUACUUCUAUAAUUUAAGUAAUAACUUUAGUAAUCUUUGAAUACUGAAGCUUAAUACAAUAUAAUCUAAUUCAGUAAUUUAACACUAUAACCUGGUUUCAUUAUGAUAUUUGUUUUUAAUAUAAUGUAACAAUAUUUUAGUAAGCAAAACUUAAAAUAUUAAAAGCCACAUUUAUUAUGAAUGGCUCCAAUCUAUGUUCAACCAUUAAGUACCUUUUGUAAGUCUGUUGAAUUGUGAUUAAAAUAUACCAACACAUACAGGGUAAUUUUGACAUUGCGUUAUUAAAUGAAACCACAUACUCAUCUCUACCUCUGCUAACGUUAUACCAAAAAUCAUCCAUAAAUGACGGAUAUUUAUACAAAAAAUCCCGAUUUUGUAGUUUAGUGUGAGUAUGGCGUGUGCGUGAGUGUAAUUCAGACUGAAAGUGUGAUGUCGCUGCGACGAAUUCUCCUAGAGUA